CGGUGCCUGUGCCAGGCCUGUACUCUCGUACACUGAUCCUCCUGGUUCUGCCCAUAGGUGAUCUUCGGACCCAUGUUCUCUGGAAAGAGCACGGAGCUCAUGCGGCGAGUACGGCGGUUCCAGCUCGCUCAGUACCAGUGCCUGCUGGUGAAGUAUGCCAAGGACACACGCUACUGCACCUCCGGUGUCUCCACGCACGACAGGAACACCAUGGAGGCGCUUCCUGCCUGUCUCCUCAAGGACGUGUACCAGGAGGCGCUGAGCUCAGCAGUCAUCGGCAUUGACGAGGGACAGUUUUUCCCAGACAUCGUGGAGUUCUGUGAGAUGAUGGCCAAUGCUGGGAAGACUGUCAUUGUUGCUGCUCUUGACGGGACCUUCCAGAGAAAGGCUUUUGGAAGUAUCCUGAACCUGGUCCCACUGGCAGAGAGCGUGGUGAAGCUGAAUGCUGUGUGCAUGGAGUGUUACCGAGAAGCCUCCUACACAAAAAGGCUGGGAGCAGAGAGGGAGGUUGAAGUGAUUGGAGGAGCAGAUAAGUAUCAUUCCGUCUGCCGUGCCUGCUACUUCCGGAAGAGGCCUCACCAACCUGGGUCAGAAAACAAGGAGAACGUGCCCAUGGGAGCAAAACAGUUGGAUGCACCUGCCUCCCGAAAGAUCUUUGCUUCUUGACUCUUGGGCUCCAGCAUAGGAACGACAUGAGUGGGGGAUACUAAAAGCUGCAAUUUCCAGACAUCAGCUCUGUCUUCCCCUGCUUUUAGCAAAACUGAAGUGUCUCAGCUCUACCUGCCAAACCAAGCUGCUGCUUCUCUGCACCAAGUGCCAAGAAAGAGGAUGAUCAGCUGGACCGAAUGCUGGGGGGAGCUGAAACAGGAGCCUGACUAAAAGGGAGUCCCUUUCUUAGAACACUGAAAAGAGACAGGUGCAAUUACUGAUGCAGCCACACAGGCAGGUACUGGAAAACUCCGUCGCACCAAGCCUGGCUGCAGGGCAUUAAUAGUUUGCAAUACUUCUAGUUUGUUCUCCUAGACUUCUGCAUGUGUUCAGACUGGCCGCUGACUGGUAGAAGUCCCUGUACUUGCACGUGAACAGGAUUGUUUCUUAAUCUCUUGUGUACUGUUGCUGAAGUCCAGGUUCCUUAAGACAAUGUAGAGUAAUUCAGUACCUGAAACACGCUUCCUUUUUAACAUAGUUUGAGGAGAUAUCUCUUUCCUUUUCAGGGAGCUGUGGCACAACUUUUCAUACAACUGAAAUAUGUAUCAGUGCCCUGGCCCUACUUACAGCAGCCUCUUAACAAUAGUGCAUGGCCUGUCAGCUUGCCAUUACACUCACUUGCUAUAAGUUUUUACUAAAACAGAGUGGGGGAAAGAGAAGGCUCAGCUUGACAACCUGUGUUCUAAACUCUUUUUAGGCUUGAACUUAAAUGCCUCUGCAUCUAGUAGUAGUCUACCUAUGAAGACAGACUCUUGUUGGAAAAGCAAGACCUCACUUCAGGAAGUGACCUCUCCAACAUCACGUUUGCUUAAGUCCAAGCUUGGUGCUGCCACUUCACAACGCUUAGCUAUCUGUGAAGGGCUUGGAGGCUCAGGACUUAACCUGUAUAAGACGAGGCUACUGUUACUGUGAAAAUCCAGCUACUUGGAAAAGGGUCUCUGCUUUGAGUGAACGGUUCUUGAUUAUAGUCAUGUCUCUUGCUCCCUCCUGAGCCUUCAAAGAAUUCUUGGGCCUACUGCUUCCUCUGCUAUAGCUUGGAUGAAGCAUCCUCUUCCCUUUUGCUUCACUUAGCUUCUAAAAGUCAUUUACUCCUUGCAAAAGUGCCUUUCCUAUAGGUCAGAGUCCACAGGCUCCACACAAUAGUUCCUGGUUCUGUUCAGGCUGCUUUGGUCAAAUGUCCACGUUCAAAAAUUGUCUACUACUAUCACUACUAUUUUGUUUACCUAAAUACUCCAGCUAGGAAGAGGCACCUGUCCAGAAGGUUACAAGAGCUGCCUGAAAAAAAUCUGCCUACACCUGCAUUGCUUGAUGUCAUUACAGCUGUGCUAUUCACAAGCACUUCACUGCCAGGCCUAGGCUUUUCCCUUGGGGACUGGGGAAAGGUAGU
This is a messenger RNA of Struthio camelus australis, 2095 nucleotides long. The record is from RefSeq and is a predicted model, not a curated record. Lineage: Eukaryota; Metazoa; Chordata; Aves; Struthioniformes; Struthionidae.